AUGGCGGCACAGGAAGUAGAUUCCCCCACCCUCAGAAAGCGAGUUCUAAACACACCAAAGCUGUGUAAUAUGCUGAGCCAUACUGUGAGUAGCGCUAGUAUAGAGCUUGGUCUCCAUGCAAAUGGUCGCCCUAUUGCACUCAAUGAUCAGCAGCAGCGGAGAGGCUCUCUCUGUGGCCAGGUGCCAGACAUGUCUCUAGUACUUUGAGCUCUCUCGUGCUGCAGCCUUUAGAGUACAGGAGUCAUUACUUUGGGGAAGUUUUAAUACCUGCACCCUCUUCUCCCAGCAUUGCCCAGGGACAGGCAGCAGUGAGUAGACAAGCAAGACUCCCAAGUAUGUGCACCCUAAUUGUUAUUUAUUAUUAUUAUUACCCUAUAGUGCCCAACUUGUAGCUCUUAGCUGCAGUUAAACUACACUUCCCUAUACUUUGCCAGGCUGCAGACUGGGAGAGCAUGAUGGGAGUUGUAGUACAAUGGCAUCAAGAAAGAUAGAUAAUAUUUAAAGGGACACUAUAGUCACCCAGACCAUUUCAGCUCAAUGAAGCGGUCUGGGUGCAAAGUCCCCCCAGGUUUUAACCCUGCAGCUGAAACAUACAUUGCAGGGUUAAUAUUGCCUCUAGUGCAGGCUUCCCCAAACUCCAGCCCGCCAGAUGUUGCUGAACUACAACAUGAUUCUAUGAAUGAAAUAGGCUGAGAAUCAUGGGAGUUGUAGUUCAGCAACAGUUUGGGGAAGCCUGUUCUAGUGGCUGUCUUCCUGACAGCUGCUAGAGGCGCUUCUGCGAUGCUGGAAUGCGAAAAUCGCAUUGAGCACGCAGAACGUCCAUGGACUGUUUGAAAGCGCACGCGGGUCUUGCCGCGCAUGCGCAUUCCGCUCCACUCAGGAGCUGACAUCGGCGGGGGAGCCUGGCGCUGGAUAAAGGUUAGUGGCUGAAGGUGUUUUAACCCCUUCAGCCCAGCAGGAGGGGGACCCUGAGGAGUACAUAGUGUUAGGAAAACUAGUUUGCUUUCCUGACACUAUAGUGAUCCUUUAACUAUGUAGAGCCUGCUUUACAAAAUGUAGCAAUGAAUGUUUGGUAUCGUUAAAGAGGAAGAGUCCCCACAGAGAUUUCAGCAAACAGUUUAGCUAUAGUUUUAAUUUAAAGACAAGAUGAAUAUGUUAUUAACCCCCACAGUGCCAUACAUGUGGACACAGAACUAGUGAAUGAAUGACCAUGUGUGCAGCACUAUAAAGUCCUAUCAUGCUUCAGCUCAUGGUGUAAGGAAACAAAAAUAAUUGUCACUAUUAGACGAGUGACAGUUGCGCUUUAGGGAAUAUUCAAAGUACCGUAACCACUAGUGCCCUGCCCGCUGUGCCCCCCAUUCUCUAAAAUACACAUGACCUCUUCAUAAGAAGAAAAAAAAAAUCAAAAGGUUUAAUUGUGGUGACUGUAAAACAGAGGGGGCAUAUUCAGUGAACACCAAAUCGUAGUGUCCUGGAAACUGAAUUGCAGAAUUUAGACCAAAAUAACUGAUUUAGAAACACUUCAUUUUCACAUAAUUAUACCUCAAUUACUUGAUAAAUCACAUGCAUUACUUGUGCAAUGGCUUCUACAAAAUGUUGUCACUUUUUUCCUCAUAUAAAAUGCAGUGCGUUUAUAGAAAGUUCCACAAGUACAAGAAAAUGAGCACCUUGUAAACUCACAGUAAAUUACUUUAAUAUUAAAUUAUUAUAUAUCUUUUUUUUUUUUUUUUAGAAAUGGCUUUGGGGACAGCUCUGGUUUAUGAUGAGGAGAUGACAACGUAUAAACUGCUUUGGGACGAGUAAGCAUUCUAUGCCAUAUUAUAAACAGUCUUUGGAUACUGGUUUAAAAGAAAAUUAAAUCGUACUUUUUCAAGUUGGAUUUGACCAUGACUUAAUGUUCAUAAUACAGUCAUACUUAAAUAUAUGUAUUGUAACAAACCACCUCUUUUACCGGUAGGAUUUUGUCACAGAUCUUAUGGUAAUCACAGUCUUCUAGGGGAAAUCAAAGUCCAGGACACAUCCAGCUCAGUUUUAUUUAUUUGGUGCAAAAUAUACAGGUGCUUCAAAAUAAUAUAAACAAAACAAAAUUCCAUGCUCUUGUUUGAGCACUUACUAAACAGACUAAUUACUAUCUGGAAUUGGGUGGCUUUCCCACUUACAAUAACAAAAUAUGGAUGCAAGCCCCACCAUUCCUCUGGCUCUUUCUCCCUCACUCUGCAGCAGGCUGAUCCCUUCUUUUAAAAGCCUGCCUGCCAAUUGACCAGCUACAGGUGAUUGUCAGUUAGUUCACAUCUCUGGAACGUCUAAGGUAUACACAAGUCCUGGUCUGGCUGUUACAUAGCAAAUCGUGCUAUUGGAGCACUGGCCCACUCUGCUCUCCAAAUGCUCUGCUCCGGGAACCCUUACAAUGGUUUUCAGAGUACCAACAAUGUAUCUUGCCUAACAUCUCUCCCUGGGACAUUUUAAUUGAGAAACCUCAGGCUGCUGUUUAGUAAAGCAGGCCUAAUAUAUCUUCCACCGACAACCAUUCCACAUUUUCUCUCACAGUAUGUAAAAUUAAAACCCUAAGUAGUUACUGUUUUCAGGCAAAUUCCAGACCUUUAAGAAACACCCCAAACCAAACCAGAUUGGUUCUUUUUUUGUGUGUAAAAGAGGAAUUGGAACUUUUAUAAAACUUUUUGGUUGCACCCUCCCAGCUGUCAUUCAUACAGCGGAGAAAGUGCCUUGACUCACUCUCCUUGAAUACUAACUCAUGGUGGAAAUGAAGACUUCUCUUAGAGAAGCAUUGGUUACAGUGUUUCUCUAUGAUAAGCAUUGACGCGCAUGCACCCUCCUUCCAAUGCUUCUUCUAUGAGAACUAUUGGAUAGGCUUGGAGAUCAUCUUCAGCUAUCAUCUCCCGGGCACAGAGGGGAGCAGUGGCAAGAUGCUGUCUUACUUCUGGUUUAGAGGUAAGUAAUGUGUUUUUAUUUUGUGUGUGUGUUUGGGGGGUGGGGAGGAAUCAGGUGAGAUGCACAAUACUCCUAAUCAUUAUUUAAACGUUAUAAAUAAAGGUAUUUUUAAAGAGUGUUUCCAAAAAAAAUAUGCAUUCCCUCUCUGUCCAGGUGCAACACAAACUCUGUCCCCUACACAGGGAAACAUCCUGUACAAUUUUCCUACCCACCUUUGCAUCACUUUAAUUAAUAGACCAUACAUCUCACUCUUCAUAUGACUUCAUAUGAAAUAGCUGUUUCUAUGGCUCCCAUCACGCUCUUUCUUUUCCCUGUUACAUUUUGUGUCCUUGGUUAUUUUCCCGAUAGAUUGUAAGGUAAUGGACAAGAGCUACAUAUCACUUUGUAUAAUUGUGCCACAACUCUUAAAACCACCUGGAUUUGGAACUCAUUUUGCGCUUGCAUGUCUAUUUUUAUUUCUCUCUUACUGUAAGCAUACUGAUUAUUAAUUGUUAAAGUUCUGUAAAGUGCUAUUUAAGACCUGAUACAUAAUUAAUCUCUUGCUCUUACAAUGAAGUAUAUGUGGUGUUGCACAUGUCCCAUGUGUGGUUUUAAAGGGGAACUGCCAUUUCUCAGGAUUUUUUAUAUUCACCAAUCCCCUAACACUAUAGUUUUAGGAAUACGAACAUUUAUUCCUAACGCUAUAGUGUCCAAUCCGUAACUUAUUUGAUUUUACCCCCACCGUCCACGCCCUCUGGCCUGUUAAGAGUCAAAAACCCCACCCACCUUCUUUUUUUUUUAUAUAUAUUUUAUUUUUUUUUAACUUAUCUUAAUUUCGACACCGAGGCUCCUUUGGCACUAACUAGUUUUCCUCCUACCACAUCGUCACAGUGCUGGUCUGAACUAAUGCCCAUUCACAGAGCUUGCCACAUGCUCAUUAUACCUUCACCAUAGGAAAGCAUUGAAUCAAUGCUUUCUUUUAGGGAAUUUGAAGACGUUAGACAUCCUUAUGCAAAGCAUGAGGACGUUCAAUGUCGGAUGGUGGAGUAAAACUCUGUUAGGGAGCAGGAAGCACCUGUAGUGACUGUCUGGAAACUGCAAUGUUUUACAUUGCAGGGUUAUACAGUCAGGGGCACUACACCCAGACCACUUCAAUGAGAAGAAGUGGUCUGGGUGUGUAAUAAAUAUGUAUAUGUUAAGGUUGAAAUAAGUCUUUUCUUAUGUAUAUAUCUGCAUAGUGUCACUUUAACAAACAUGUUUGGGAAAUUUGAUUAUGAAUGAUGUAGUUAUGGUAAACUACCAAGUAUACGUGUAUUGAUGCCCUGUUAUAAGUUUUCCAAGUUAUUUUUGUGUAACACACAAGGCUCAAGUCAUAUUAUGUGUCUUUAUAAAACCUCUCUCAGAUAUACUCUAUUGAUAGCAAAUCUUUUUGUAAAAUGGAGCUGAAUCUUUUAGGCCAAAGUUGUCACACUGAAAAAAUUCCUCAAAUACAUACGGUAAUCUUUUGAGAGCAGGUAUUUUGGCAAAAAGUUUGCUGAUCUUCACAAAUUCCAACCUUAGUGAAAAACGCUGCAUGAAUCCAUUUGAUCAGUCGAUACAGUGGAAAAUUGUCAAGGUAGAUAAAUGCAUGUCCAAAAUAGCUGAAUUUAACUGGUCAAUUUUUCACUAUUCCUGGUUUAAUGAAUAGUUAUAUGCAGGGUUAUUUACUAAAGGGAGAAUUACAAGUGAAUUUAAAAAUGUAGGGCCAAAUUAGUAAAACUUGAAUCAAAACUGACUUACGUGAUUAUUUGCUAUAGUGCAUUCAAGGUGAAUUUUAAAUUUAAGGCCGAGAACUGAAAGCACAGCUGACUUAGAUCAUUUUUAUCAAGUUUGACUAGUUUCACCUUACAUUUUAUUUGAAUUCUUACUUUAGUUAAUAACUAUUGUUUUUGUAACAUGGUCCAUUGAAUCGUAAUACUCUCCAAAUUUAAAAAAAAAAUUUAGUUUUAAAAGAUGCAUUUUUACUUUUUUUUUUUUUUUUUAAAUCUGUUUUUCAUUUUGUUCCAAGCCCAGAGUGUGCCAUCGAAGUCCCUGAGCGGUUAUCUAAAUCUUAUGAGCGGUUGCAGCAUUAUCACCUCGUGGAGAGAUGUGUCCGGUUACCUGUCCGAGAGGCUUCAGAGGAAGAGAUUACCUUGGUGCAUAGGUAUGAGCCCUAUUCUGAUGAUCUUAGACAAAGAAGGACAACUAAGAACGGUCACUUAUGAGAAUAUUGCCCAAAUGAAUAGCUAACUAAAAGUUUGUUGCGGAUUGUGCUAUCUUUUUAUUUAAAAACCUCACUAGUUUUCUAGUUGCCCCAAACGAGGGAGUGAAGCACACAUAAGUGUUUAAAUUUUACCUUUUCAUCCCAGUAAAUAAUUCAAUAACAUUUACUGUGGUGAGGAAACAGAGAAGCGUCACUAUGAGAGAAGUGACAAUUUUUUUGAAAAGGGCAAUAUGUCGAAUUUAUAUGCAACAUAAAUUAACAUCAAUUCAUUAAUCAUGGAUCAUUGCCAAAGAAUUUGUCUCUCGUUUAAUGAAUUACUGUCAUCCUCCAGAAUUUUAAUUCUACUUAUAAAUCUAUUUUACUGCCUGUUUGAAGUAAGAGAGAUCUAAUUUUUAAACUGUAAGUUUAAAUGUAAAGUCUUUGCUGGUAGGUAUUUCUGUUGCUUCAUUAUUUUAAGGAGUAAUUUUUUCUGACAUGUUUUUGAUCAUAGCUAGUGGCUAAAGUGAAUGAACGUGCUGUUAAAGCUCUGCACAGCUGUAAUAUAGAUACGUCAGAAAAUUCAUAAACCUCUUGUCACUUUUUGCCAUCUUUCCCAACCUCUCUGAAAUGGGGUGUGCUGUUAUUCUGGCAGAUUGCUGCAUGCAGACAUGUUCAUAAAACUGUGACCUGUGCUUAGAAUAGGCUGAUGGCAUGCACUGUAUGACUGCUCUUGGCUUACUAAGCCUUAUUAAUGCCUUGUAAAACGUCACUGAAAAACCAUGACUUUGGGAAAGCCUGACAUUCCUGGGGGAUUCUUCAUUCAUUAUAGUUGCCCUCCUCGUUUCCUUUGCUUCUGUAACCCAGCUCUCUCUUCACCCUCCCACUCUUCAGAUCUUCCAUACAGAAUAUUUAUUAGCUUAUUUCAACACGGGCAUUUUAUCCGUCAAACUCCCCUUCCCUCUGACAUGCUGUUCUUCCUCCUCUGUGUAUUUACUUCUUCCUCGUAGAUUGUAAACUCAUUUUGAGCAGGGCCUUCUUCGCUUCUUGUUGCUUUUAAUAUUUUGUAUGCCAGUUACUCGUUGUCAGAUAUCCCCAUUCUAUAAUAGUAAAGCGCUACAGAGUAUGUUGGCGAUAUAUAGAUGAAGAUAAUGAAGCUAAUAAGUAGUUCCUCUCGUACUUGUUAUGGAAUUGGGACUGGAGGAUAAACUAAAUGAACUCUUGUUGGAACACAGGUUUGAGUUUAAAACAAAAACAGAACCCAUAGACCAGAAUGAGAGGUUAAUGUUUUUAUUUUUAUUUUUUCUCUUUUUGCAUAUUUUGUCAAUUCAUUAUGUAUGUUCCUGCCUGUUGUUUCCAUUUCUCAAACGCUUACGUUUGAUUUCUCUGCAGGCAUCCAGCUUCUAAAACAACCUUGUUGACACAGUAUUUUUGUGAAUACAAAAAAUAGCUUAAUUCACUGAGAAUUGACAAGAAAAUUAUUUUAUUUACACCUAGAUGAAAAACUAGCAAACUAGGCUAUUUCUCUUGCAUAGCUAUCUUGGCCUGAAAUUUGCAAUUUUCAGUUCCUCAUCUGCCUCAUUGCUUGCAUUAACCCCCUCUUUGCUUUAAAGGGACACUAUAGUCACCAGAACAACUACAGCUUAUUGAAUUUGUUCUGGUGAGUAGAAUCAUUACCUUCAGGCUUUUUGCUGUAAACACGGUCUUUUCAGAGAAAAUGCAGUCUUUACAUUACAGCCUAGUGAUAACUUCACUGGUCACUCAUUGGAUGGCUGUUAGAGAUCCUUCCUGGGUCAUGGCUGCCUAAAAUGCAUCCAAACAUUCAGUAUCUCCUCCCUCUGCAUGCAGACACUGAACUUUCCUCAUAGAGAUCCAUUGAUUCAAUUCAUCUCUAUGAGGAGAUGCUGAUUGGCCAGGGCUGUGUUUGAACUGUGCUGGCUCUGCCCCUGAUCUGCCUCCUUGUCAGUCUCAGCCAAUCCUAUGGGGAAGCAUUGUGAUUGGAUCAGGCUACCACUUUUGAUGAUGUCAGCAGACAGCUUGUUUUUCUGAGGCAAACAGCAUGCAGAGUUACAGCUUCUGGCUUGAAUACAGUAAGAUUUAGCUAUAUUUAUGGAGGCGUGAGGGGCCCAGGGUGGCUAGAUGGUGGUUUUAACCCUAUAGGGUCAGGAAUACAUGUUUGUGUUCCUGACCCUAUAGUGCUCCUUUAAUCAAUGCUAUCUGGUUAGAUCUGUUGUAGUACACCCGUGUUGUGAAGCACCUUACACACCAUUAACAGUCCAGUUUAAGGAAUCACCCGGUUCUAUUCCAAUGGGGAUCAUUGAACUGUGCUUUUUUUUUCGAGUUCUAGAAAUAAAUCAAAAAGUUUUCAUUUUCAUGUGGCAUUCUUCUUUAUACAUAUUUCACAUUGUUUUAAUGUAAUAAAAACACUGUUUGUUAAGCAUAGUAGGUUAAAGUAUCUUACUUUGGUGUAAUCACACCUCCCCUUCCUCUCCCAGCCCUGAUUAUCUGGAUGUUGUUAAGAGCACUCAGACCAUGAAUGAAGAAGAACUUAGGACAACGUCGAAGAAGUACGUUGCUGCUUAUUUUCACCAGGUAAUCUGAAACGUAUCAUCUGUAUUUAGAGUUCAUGGAUAUGGACGUGUCCAGUUCAGUUUUCUCUUUAAGUUAAUCAGUUUAAAACCGUACUGCCCACAAAUAUAUAUUUUCACCUAACCUGCUAUAUUUAGUAAGGCUGGCGGUAAUUACCACUUGACAAUCUGUCAUUUUACCUCUGUGGAGGUGGUUGUGAGGGAAUUUCAUACGGUGACAAUUAUCAAUUAAAUAGAAAAAGUAAUUUCGACCAAACCACUUUAAAGUGAACUGCUGCUCUUCAUGUUUUAGCAUUAAGUCCCUCAACUACCUAUGAAUUGGCAGUACUUACCCUGAACUUUUACAAAAAAAUUAUUCUAUAUAUCCCUGCAGUGCCACCUGUUGAGCAUUUGCUGUAUUGCAUGUAUAGAUUAAACAAGGCAGAGACUAUUUACCAGAGAACAUAUAAGCACAUAACACUGCUACCACGAUAACCCUUGUCAUGUGAAAUUCUAUAUUAGAAUUGGUUCUUUAAUUCAGGUUUGCUAGUGAUCUCAAUGGAGAUCCAGAGAUAAUUUUGAAACAAUGCAUUUUCGGCAGUGCCUCAUAGCAAAUCUGAAUGUUUGAGUUAAAUCUGUAUUUAUUUGCCAGAAUUCCUAUCGCUGUGCCAAGCUGUCCCUUGGUGGCACCUUGCAGCUGGUGGAUGCAGUUCUGUCUGGGGAGGUGCAGAACGGAAUGGCUCUUGUAAGGUAAAUAGGAAUGACUAGCUACAUCUCAGUUUGAACAGCAGUGUUUCAUUAAGUUUAAAAAAUAUAUAAUGGUUUUAUAAAUGUGAUGCCUGUCUUGAUGGCAUCAUGCUCAAUAAGAUAUUAAUGUUCUUCUCUAAGCAGUAGCAUAUGUUGAUAUAUUUUAAAGAUAACCAACCUCACAGCAAAAGUAAUAAUAGCUCCCCUUUAACUCAUUAUUCAUUAUUCUGCAGAAUAUGUUGUUCAUUUCUAAAUGACGACAAUUAAUUUACAAGCAGCCGUAUAUUUUAUUUAUAUAGCGCUAACAGGUGUACGCAGCACUUUACUGGGUGCAUUACAGUAGAGGGAGAUACAGUGAGUGCAGUAUGUGUGUAGUUACAUAGCAGGUACGUAACAAAUAACAGGUUGAAUAGGAUGAAUUGUACAGUAAGUUCUGUAGCUAUACAUUUAUAACAGAGGGACAUUGCAGCAGCCUCUCCGUCUGUCUCUCUGUCAACAUAGAGUUUACAGAGUAAUUGGAAAUGGAAGGCGUCUUUGGUUUUGUGAUAUUGUUAUCUGUGUUGAGUAAUGUUUGCACCUUCGACUUUACAACUUAACAAAGGUUUUCUUGCUGCUUUUAUGUUCAAACUCACACUCUGCCAUUAAUGCUGAUCUUUGGCCAUAUUUAUCAAUUUAUCUUUCAGACCUCCAGGGCAUCACAGUCAACGCGAUCAAAGUAAUGGAUUCUGUGUUUUUAAUAAUGUUGCAAUUGCUGCAAAAUACGCUCAAAAAAAGUACAAUUUGCAGAGGUAGGUAUGCAGUUGGCCUGUUUGAUUUUGCCAUUGUUAUUGUUAUGUGUAGUAUCUUUCAUAUACUUUCAUUGGUCUCUAUCCUAUGUGUGUGGACAUUCUUUAACCCUCACUUUUGGUUUGACCUUCCAGUAUACAUUGAUUACAUCUUUUAUAGUAGAAAAUUAUAAGUGUGUCUGUAUGAUCUGAUCAGGAGGAUGAACCACUCAUAAAAGUGAACAACAACAGGUUAAUGGGGCAUGUACAGUUGUCCCAUAGAGACCUAUAGACGGAUGAUGAGCAGAGAAAAUUUGGCACUUUCCCUGUUCAAGAGAUCUGAGACAGAAAAUGAUUUGCUGCAAAAAAGACAGAUCUUAUCUUUAUUAAUGUUUUAAUGCAUCGUCUCCAUAAUUUGUAUUAAAAAUAGCAAAUUCAUGCUGGUCGGUUAAUUCUCAUGUGGCUUAGUUGAUGCUGAAACCUUGGCAAUAGAAGUGCUUCAAGAUUUUUCGUAAUUGGCCAUUUUGAAAUAGAUUUUGUAGUUUUUUACAUAACUAUAUAAUCCUGUUCAAUGAGAGAACGUUAUGCCCGAAUGAAGCUUCACUACCACCAAACAUAAGCUUUUAACGGUCCUCUUUUUAUUUAGAAUCCUGAUUGUUGAUUGGGACGUACACCAUGGACAAGGAAUUCAGUAUAUCUUUGAGGAUGAUCCCAGGUUUGUAUUGUGCUUUUAAUUCAUGAAAUCUUUAUUUUCUUUAAAGAAGAUAGUAUAAUUGAAGAGGACAUUUAAAAAUGAAUAAAGAAAGGAAGGGUGCGCCAAGGAUGAGUUAGAUCUGGUAUAUUACAAUGGAGACAAUGGGUUUUACCUGACUGCAUUGUAAUAUACCACAUCUAACUCAUCCUUAAAAUGCCAGAUACUUCUAUUGGUAUUUAUGUUGAAAAAAUGACUACAUAGUGUUUUGAGUGUCUGUAUAAAUAAGUGCUUUAGAAAUUAAAAUAUAAUUUGUAUGCCCUUUCCUUUCAGCGUUCUUUACUUUUCUUGGCAUCGUUAUGAACACAAAAUAUUUUGGCCAAAUCUCACCGAAUCAGACUAUGACUGUGUCGGAAAAGGGCAAGGAACUGGCUUUAAUAUAAAUCUCCCGUGGAACAAGGUGACAGUCGUUAAUGUUAUUUGAGUAAAUUCCCUCAUUCCCCUGUCAAAUGUCAGAUACUUCAUCAUUGCUGAAAUAUGGAAAUAAUUGGACUAAAUACACACACUAUAUGUUAUCAUAGUCGUAUACAUGUCAAAUGAUGUCCAUAUUGACUUUCAGUUAGACUAUGAUAACUACGUCAUAAAAAUAAAAAACUUUUUAGGUUCAAGGCGCCCUUAAUAUUUCAAUAUUUUUCCAAGGCACCCCAAGUCAAAAAAUGUUCUAGGUUGUAUAUAUGUACAGCGCUGCGGCAUAUACUGGGCCCCUAAUAUUGGGAGUUUGUGUGUGAGGGUUGCAGUGUGCGUGUGUGUGUGUGUGUGUGUGUAUACAGUGGUGCAUUGUGUGCAUGAGGAGUAAAGUGUGUGUGUGUGAAGAUGGCAGGUUGUGUGACGGGUGCAGUGUGUAGGAGGGUGGUGUGUGUGUAUGGGGGAGCUAUUGUGUGGUGUGGGGUCUGUGGGGGUAGGAGGGCAAUUAAUAUAUACUAUAUUAUUUUUUUUUAAUAUAUAUAUAUAUAUAUAUAUAUAUAUAUAUAUAUAUAUAUAUAUAUUUUAUGGGUGGGGAGACAUUUCCUGUAAUCCCUGGUGGUCCGGUGGGGAUUUCCUUCACUUCAGCUUUUAGUGGUUUUCGUGUUGUGAAUGAUCAGUGAAUAUGGAGGGGGUGUUAAGUCUAAGCUCAUUCAUCCUGUAACUACAAUUUACAUUAUUCUCUGCAAGAAACUAAACAGACCAUCCUCUAUUGAUUUAAUUUAUUAUCAGAUCGGCAUUGGUAACGCGGAUUACAUUGCAGCCUUUCUACAUGUGCUCCUGCCUUUGGCCUUCGAGGUAAUUGCUUUAUUAACCUUUGAAUUGCAUGUUUUACUCUCUUCAUUUCAGUUUAUUUGCACAUAGAUACAUUGGAAAGUGACCAGAUAAGAGAGAAAUCCCUUUUAAAUUUAAGAACUUUUUUGUUUGUAAUUUCCAAGUCAAUUGUUGUUUUUGGGGGGGGGGAGUGAGGGGGUUUGUGUGUUUUUGUGGUUUUUUUUUUCUUUAUCCAUGUUAAUGUUGAUAAAAGGUAGAACAAAAAACAUCUGUAUAAAGUUUUACAAGUGGAGCUUACAUGUCUAUUUAGGGAUAUGAUAAUUAGGUCACAAAGUAUUGGCAUAAGGAUCGUCUUCAUGUAAUAGAAUUACACUAGGCUGAGGAUAAUUCAUCAUCUUGUCAGCUUCUGCUUUGAUGAGCUGACACCAUUCUGGUAAGUAGGGCUAAGUAACCCACCCAAAGUAUGCGUGAGAUUCAUGAAGAUCACAUUCAUGCUGGUAGACAGAGCCAAGGGAAAAGAGAUGCAAUGAAUGGGAAAGGACAAAAGACCGCGAGGGAGUAGAGAUGAGAAGAGAUAAGUAGCCAAAAUGAUCCAGGAGAACAGAUACACCAUAUAAUUCCAGAAUUCAGGCAUUUACACAUUUUUAUGAUGAAAGCAAUGAAAACGUAUUCAACGGGAGGAAGUUUGUAUGGCAGGAUGUAUCGCUAACUAUCUGGGAAAUUGUGAAGCGUAAGUUCAUCUCACCAGAUCAGGAAAUGACACUAAUCUUCCAUGCAGAAAGAAGAGAGGCUCCCCACCCAGGGAAUGUGUGAGCAUUAUAGAGCAGUUUUACGUAGUUGGUCAUCCCAGUGGGAUUACGCCAGUGAUUCUGUCUCCAGCGUUGCCAGUGGCCAGGGUGGGCAUCUAGUGGAGGUGGUGUAGCAAACCUGUUGCUCAAAAAGAGUAAUAGAAUGUGAUACAUAAAACAAAAUCUUCCUGUCUAAUAUUUUAGUGGUGGUUGUUAUAUUUUUGCAUUUUUCUUUUAGGGGUAGAGCAGACUGUGUAUAUAUAUAUUCUAAAACAAAUCUUCUCUUAUUUCUCACAGUUUGAUCCUGAGUUGGUUCUGGUGUCUUCUGGAUAUGAUUCUGGAAUUGGUGAUCCAGAGGUGGGUGGUUUAAUGAGAUUUGUUUCACUCUAGAUUAUGAUGCAUGUGAUCAAGUAUUUUGUAAUGAGGUUUACAUCCUCUAGAAUGUAAGCUCAUGGAGCAGGGCCCUCCCCCCCUCUGUUCCUGUACGUCCAGUUGUCUGGUUACAAUUACAUGUCUGUUAGUCCACCCACUGUACAGCGCUACGGAGUCUGAUGGAGCUAUAUUAAUAAUAAUGUGUUUCAAUGAUGGGUCUCAAACACAAGAUGUAACAGUAAGACGGAAUGCUGAAUUAAUCUGUGUAUAGUAACUGCAUCCUUCUUUAUUUGCAGGGCCGUAUGAACGCCACCCCAGAAUGCUUCAGUCAUCUCACCCAUCUGCUCACAAACCUUGCUGGUGGGAAACUAUGUGUUGUUCUCGAGGUAAAGCCAACUGUCCUUUGCAUCUCUGUGUAUUGAUAUGCAAAAGGAUCAUUAGAAUAUUUGUUGAUGUAGGUGUUUUGUAAUUGUACAUAGUGUUUGAUGGGUGUGUGUGUGUUUCAUCUAAAACAUUACAGUAUCUGUAAAUAAUGAGCUCCAGUCCAUUUUUCAAUAAACUAUGUAAAAUGAAUAACAUGAAAGGCUGUAGAUUAACUCUGUAAAAACUGUUAUGAAUAGCAAUUUCUGUGGAAAUGUCUUGCAUAACCCAGGGAGAAGAAUAUUGUAUACUUGUUAGGAUUAGUGUCAUUGUGGUAAUGCUCACGGAGAUAUUUGGAGAGCUCUUGGUUUCUGUGCCCUUUUUGCUUUUAAUAAUACGAGUACUCCAUACUAGUGUGUUUAUUUUUUUCUGUUGUAGUCUGUUUUAUUGGACCAGGGCUGUAUUCUCAGAGAAUAGAUUAGGACACACAGAAUGCUCCAGCUACUCAGAGUAUUCUGUCCAGACAUGCACCCUGACUGCCAUGCAGAGAGUGAUAGGGGUUUGCUUUCCUUAAUCAUCCAGUUUAGUAAACAGUUACCAACCCCUUCCUGUGGAAACUAUGCUUCAAAAUAUUAUAACAAAAAUCUCUAUAUAAAUAUUUCAUCCUUUGAAAAGCUUAUCCAGCAAUAUUAAAACAAGUCCUUGUAAUUGUGUCUUCUUCAUGUCUAUUAUUGGCUUAUUUUCUGUAAUACACAGGGAGCUGAUUCACUAAGCUGGAAAGUGCAGAGAAUUGACACUAGAAUGUUUGAGCGGAAAACAUACCUGCGCUAAGUUAUUUAUCCAGUCCAGCUUUAAUUGUAGAAUUUAAAUUUCCCUUGUUAAUUCCCUGUAUUGCCUGGUUCAGUAAAUGAACCCCACAGAGUUUAUUUUUCUAUUAAAUGUUUGCAUUAUACAAUGUUUCAUGAGAUCUAAUAUGUCCAUUCAGGGUGGAUACCAUCUGACGUCAUUGUCUGAAUCUGUCUGCAUGACUGUAAGGACGUUACUUGGAGACGCAGUGCCCAGGCUAUCGGGGGACAUGACACCGUGUCACAGGUACACAUUGAAAUCUAUAUAAUUUCCUUAAGAAGUGUUUAAUAUAACAUUGUGAUUCCUGACAGAGUGCCAAGACAUAGAUAUGCUUUUUUUUCUCUUUAAAUUGUUUAUUAAUAGCUCUUACUAGUUGUAUACUUCAUUGUCAAUGUUUGAAAAUGCAUUCCGGUAGGUAGGUGCCUGUCUCAUGAGAAUGGGGAUCUUUGUGCACCACCAUGUAGUGAGCAGAUGUCCCCCGCCUAAAUGCCAUGAAGUACAUCCCUCGAUUCUUACCGUUGAUUCAGGGGGCGGGUCAGUUGCUCACUCACCCUUAGUUAUGGCAUAGCAGUAUCCUCUUUUAUAUGGGGAAAAUGCUCUAUUUUUCAGCUCCUACGGUGGCAACAGCUGACCCAUUCCUAAGGUAAAUGAUGCCUUUACAAGGAAACAAGCGUUUCAUUAAUACAUUUUCACUACCUCUUUUUUUUAGUGCUUUAGAAUCAAUACAGAAUGUACGCACCGCACACACUCCUUACUGGCAGUGCCUAUCCGUGGAUGGUAAUUAUUUUAUUUUCCCCUUUAUUUGGGAGUGUAUUGGAUCAGUGUGGAGUAGUAUAGUGAUGUAAGCUGACAAAUGUAUGGUAUUUGUAAAAUGUUUUCGUAUUUGAUAAUCGUGUUUUGAACAUUUAUAUUCUGUGUUUUCAUUUGCAAUGUUAUUUAUUUCCUUAAUUAAUUUUUUUAGUGUACAGAUAACCGUAGCCUAUCUCAAACAUUGUUGAAAUAAUUUACUACUUGUUCUAAAAAUUUCGGAGUGAUCUUGCUUUAACUGAAAACUCCCCAUAAAAAAGCAAAAAUUCUCCAAGACAUCUGUACACUAAAGCAUGAUGUCUCUUGUAUUUGUUAAUUAUAUUAUAACUUGUUUACGUCGGAUGUGAAACAGCCAUUGGCCACAAUUAGGUUCUCAGAUAUUGUCUACUUAGGAUCUAAGUAUCUUACAUUAUGAUUUAUAAGUUAUGGCUUUUCAGAAUUGUACAUGUCAUGGUACACACACACACAUAUCUUGUAAAUGGAAGUUCACAAACAUCUUUACAUACUGCUAGCUUUUAUAAAAAACAAAACAAAAACAACUCUCUAUUAAAUUAUUUACUACAUUCUCUUAAAAUAAUGAUGUGAUGUUUACAAACAUAACCAUCGAAGUACAAAAUAUGAAAAGGCAUAUUUACAUAAUUAUGAUUUUCAAUUUGCUCUUUCCUUCACUCACAUUUAUUAAUAUAGAAUAUAAUUAUAUAAUAUUUUCAUGUCAUUUUAUUUAAAGAAACCAAGCUGGUGCAACAAUGCAGUACUAAAGGCAGUUCCACUCUAGAGCUUCCAUACGAACAGCAAGAAAGCGCUGAUACAGCCAGGUUUGACAGAUUGAUUGAGUCUCACAUGAAAAACAUCCUGUCCCCUGCACCUCCUUUCCGAACCUCUGCUGUAACCCCUGAUGGGAACACAUUUAUUAUACCUGCUGGCGUGCAUGUUGAGGACCAGGCUGCUCCAAGGGAACAAAUUGAUGCGGCCUGCAGGUAUAUCUGUGUUUUUUUAAAUUAUUUUUAUCCCCUCCCCCCUCCCAGCCCAGUUUUAGUCUGAUUCCCCCCUAUACCUUUAACUCAGAGAACCUAAGGUAGCUCACUCCGAAACAAAGCUCCCGUGGACUGGUGUUACCCACAAUCUCCAAGGUUCGUAAGAAACACUGAAUACCGAGACCACAACCUGCAUCUCCGCCCCCCACCCAUACAGCUCAGGAGGGUAACUUGUGAUAAACCUACGUUUCGGUGAGGUACUGUCUCACUCCUGCAACUAAGGCGAUUUUCGCCAAUCUGUAUUUUGGACUCACGCUCCUGCGCGACGUGAGAUAUGCUAACUGUGUGCGCUAAAGAUGUAUACCACUGAUCAGUCUACGUGUAUCUUAUACAUGCAUAUUUGACUGCUAUAUCUACCUGAAAUGCUGUAAUAAAAAUUAAAUAUACAAACACACUAGGCUUUAACAUGAAAAGGUGUGUGUAUUUGCAUUAGGUUUUAAAUUGAAAAGUUGUGUGUAUCUAUAUAUCCUAGUUAGAUAGCUUUAUUUAACUGUUCCACUUGACUUGAUCUACAUUAAUAUUACAAUUUUUUUGGUUUGUCUCUGCAGUGGAAUUAGUAUGUCACACUUAAAAGAAGGGCAUCUAGUACAUUCUGUGGGCAAAAUGUUAACAGUCAUCAACAAACUGGUGAAAAAGCAGGUAAGGCGCACAGCUCCAAAGAUAGAAUUUCUGCCAUUUUUAUAGUUUCUUAUUUAAACAAAUCCCAUACUGUACAGGGGUGAUGUCACUCUGUGCAUUAUAAACAAUAAUGCACAGCUUUGAUAACGUAAGGUAGAGAGUGCAGUUGUCUUUCCCCAGCUCCUCUCCUGACAUAUUACUAGGAGCUGAAUAAGACUGCUGCUUAGGGAUAUAACGUACACGUACAGUUUCAGGAAGACCAUGGAUACGCAUGUCCCACUGCUGCCCUAAGUUUAGCCCUAACCAUAAUUUUUUUAAACCGUCCUGAGAUUAAAGAUACUGAAAACUAAAGCAUGUAUAAUGGAAAAACGUCUUCUCGAGGUCUCUGGAGACAUUAGGAUUUUGAGUUCCUAUGAUGUCUCAGAACCCAGUUGCAUUCUCUUCCUAAUAAUUACUUCACCAUUAUGCAUCCGCUAUGAAGUAAAUGCUCAUUUUUAUAUUGUUACUAUAAUAAGCAUGAUUCACAGUAGAUGCCAAUUGUUUUUACUCCCACAGACAAAGAAUGCUGUGGUUUUAUCACCAAGUACGUCACUAUCGGCAGCUGUGGCUCUGCAGACUUCUUUGAAUUUGGGUAUUGAGAGGUACGUAUAUACUUUUAGAAGGCACACGGUGUGAUAUACUAAUAAAGUUAUUUUUUCUUCAUUUGUGUUGUAUUGAAAAUGAUUGGCUACAGAGUAAGGCAACAUAAAAUGAGGGGGCAUUGCAACAGUAUCCCAACAAACACACCUUUGCAUUCCAUACUGUGCUUUUAAAAUAGCACAUACCCUAGGCUCUAACUACAUAGUUCCAUAGUAAUCUAGGAUGAACAAAAAUAGUCCAUCAAGUUAAAGGGACACAACAGACACCCAGACCACUUCAGCUCAUUUAAGUUGUGUGGGUACAAUGUUCGUUUAUGAGAAACUGCUAAGACAGUCACUAGAGGCGCUUCUGUGAGUUUACCGGACUCUGGGUCGCCUAACUGAUGCUGGAUGUCCUCACAUGCUGCAUUAGAAUAUCCAGCGUCUUUAAAAUCCUCAUAGGAAAUAAUUGAUUCAAUGCUUUCCUAUCAGGAGGGCCUAAUAAGCUUGUUGUGUUCGAUGCGCAUAAGGUCCCCUCCAUUGGAUGACGUUGGAGGAAGCAGGUCACCAAUCAGGUAAGUAAAUAAAGUGUUUUGUUGUUUUUAACCCCUUUAUGUACUGCAAGGGAGUUGGGGAGGAGGGGACUAUAGUGUUAUGAAUUCAGCUUUGUAUUCCUAACGCUAUAGAAUCCCUUUAAGCCUUUAAAAUACAUCUCUUUUUGCUGUUGAUCCAAAAUGGGGGGGGGGGGAUUUUUUCACUCCUUAAUGGUAACCAGAUUUCUUCUUGGAUCAGCAACCUGUUCACAUACAUAUUAAUUAUAGCCUUUAAUAUUCUAUUUAAAAAAAAAAACUAAAAAAAGACGUCCAAGUCUUUAUAUUUUUUUUUUUUUUUAAUGCUUAUCUAAUAAAACAAUAUGAGAGAAUUCUGCAUUGUUAUUGUUCUUACUUUAAAGAAACCAUUUCCUCUGCUGUAAGCUAACUAUGAAACUAUAUUGAAAACUUCCUCCACACACAGCAUGGCACCUUGGACUAGAAAACGGUUAUGUUUUCAGGUUCGAUAUGUUUAAAUUCACUUUGAAUUCCUUGCAAUUCAUACUGUAUAUUAUGUAGCAUCUAUUUGUAAUUGAUAGAAUGGUUGAUGUUUCUAUAUCUUCCCUUUUAUGUGAAACAGAAUGACUUGCUAUUCCUGCUAAUGGUGAUCACAAGUGCAUGAGGGAGUGGUUGCGGCUCAGUGUGGUCAUACUUUUAGUGACUGCGAUUUUCUGCUAUAUAUAAAUCUGCAGAAACUUCGGAUUACAUGAAUGGCUUUGUGCUUGCAGGGUGCUCUAUGUUCAUGUUGGGGACUUGGAUUCAGAACGUGAUUUUGAAAAUGAUCAGUAAGUACUUUACUUUAGUUACUUUUUUCAUAAAUGGUAGUGCAUGUAUUUAGUUGUUAAAACAUCUCUGAUAUGUGUUUCUUUUGCAGGAAAACACUGUUUGUUAAAAUUUGUGGAGACCAACCGUCCAAAGUGUUUUCAAAAUAUCACGUUUCUCUAAAAUGGAAAGACGUAAGUUGUGUAGAGAAAAGGACCAUAUGGUUGGAUAUUACAUAUGGAGUGAUGCUGGUGAAUUUCAUGCAAAAAUAUAGCUUGAUCUAUAUAUAUAUAAUUUUUUUUUUAUUUUUUUUUUCUAGUAAUUCAGUUAAUAAUUAUAAGUAUACUUGUAUGUUCACACAAUCUGGAAAGUCUUCAAAGCAGAGCUUUUUAUCAUGCUUUUUGAGUGGGCCAUUAAGAAGUUGCUGUAGCAUUUGGUCAGGGUAGGUGACUGCCAUACUUUCCACAAUUCCACUAAACCUUUUUCUCUGUUUAUUGCUUUUUAGACUCCUGAUGAAAGUAGCAGCUUCUUUUAUUUGGUUUUGCAAAUUCUACUUCCUUUGGCUUACAGCUACCAGCCUGACUUUAUUCUACUGAGUGCAGGAAGUAACAGGAGCGUUGGCAAUAGAGAUAUAUUGCUGCUUUCAAACAUGCUGCAAGUUUUGGCUGAAGGAUGCAUUCUUGCUAUAAUCCCGGUAAGAAACUGGCACAUUAAGCGAAUGCUCCCUGUAAGGACUUGUCAAGAGUUAUUCUUUUCUUAGAAAGUUCUUAUCAGUAUUUGUGAAAAACAAUAAAAACACAGUAAUCCCUCUCCCUACAAUAGUCUACCUGUGUCCUACUAUCUACCUUAUAUAUAUUUAUAUAAAUCUUAGUGUAUCCGUCUUGGUAAAUAUUUUAUAAAUAAUUAUAUUGGUAUGCAGUCUUUUUCAAUAAUCCUUGGGCAACCUUUAAGUGUUUUCUUUGGUAUAAAUGGGCGUCCAUUUAAAAUCUGGUCACAGAUAGAACCAUACAGGACAACGUGACAACUAAAAAAAUAUAUCUGCUUUAUUGAAAUGCAGAAAUUCUUAAAAUUAAAAAAUGAUUGCCAUGACCCAGCAUCCCAGUGUUCAGUAAUGUGUGCUUCGGUGUUGUAACCCCCCCCCCCAGGUGAGCUAUUGAAGCAGAUGCCAAUUGCACGAAUCUUUGUUCCUGAGCCAGCUACAAUUUCUGUAAUCUUUUCAACAGUGUAUUGUGGCCACUGUACUUAUGAGAGAAUAAUUUGCUGAAAGAAACACUCAAGUGUUAAAAACAUAUAAUUACAUAUAUUUUCUUAACAUGGGGUGUUGUUGUCUGCUGUGCCAUUGUUCCCUCCAGUUCCUGUAAAAUGAAGAAAAUACUUGCCUCUAACCCACCGAGAGGCUCUCCUAAAUGCAGUGAUGCUCCGCCUCCAGGAGAUCACAGGGAAACAUGGGAGGCAGCAUACAUGUGCAGUAAUGCUUCUAAUAGAGAACCAUUGCAUUCAAUGCUUCUCUAUGAGAAGCACUGUUUUCUUCUAUAGCACAAAGGAAUCAGGAAUAGCAUCCUUCCAUCUACAACUUAGGAGCUUUAUAAAAUGUCUUGAAACUGGCACUUUUUGUAAAGUAAGAAAGAAGGGGCACCUUGACCCCUAAUGCACUCCAGCAAGCUUUGCUUUUUUGUUUUGAAGUGUUCCGUUAAAAUCAGAGUUUGGAAAUCUUUGCUGUCUCAUUUACACCUUAAGAAAUAUUUUGCUAUCUUCAGUAACUUGUGUGAGCAUCUAAAGUUACAUUUCCUUUUUAUGUUGAUUGAAAACUCCCCUUAGACUAAUUUGUUGUAAUCACUAGUAUCACCAAAGAUCAGUUUUCCUGUAUUUAGUUAAUUAUCGUGAUUUCCUAAUAAACAGGAUACUGAACCAGAGCUGGCAGUGGGUAUUUCCAGCAGCUUAGCGGGAUGUUCAACAGCAAUGCACUACGGGCCGUACAAAUGUCCUACUAAAGAGUGCGUGAACGCCUUAAAGGAGAUACAGCGCGCCCUGCAGGAGGACUGGAGAAUGCUCAGGAAUUAUGGUGAGUAGGUUUAGUAUUAUGGGAAAUGGUUUACCAGAAACCAGCAGUAGCUCACCUUAUACAUGCAAGAUACGUAAUGUUCUAAUGCAGAUCCAGGAAACAAAUGUUUAUUCUAUCUAAAUAUACUGAUCUGUUUAAAACUAUAUAAUAUAAUAUUUAAAGCAAAAUCUAAGAUACUUAACAAGUACAAUUUGGGGUAGUGGUUAUUUUUGCCUGGAAUCUAUGGAUGCUGUCCUGUUUUUUUUGUCAAAUCAUAUCGAAGCAGUUUGAACAAAAUUUGGGCCCUCAAUGGCCCAAUGCACAGACUUCGCAUCAGCUGCAUUGCUUACACAGAAAUGACACAUUCAUAUUGUCACUGUCCUUUUCCUGCUACCUGGUUGGUGGUAAAUGUGUGAAUGCUGGUGGGCAGGUCAACCCAUUGCUCUGAGCCUAUAAAUACAAUGCACGUUGGAAAAACUGAUGUUCUAUGUGUUUGUUUGUAUUGUGUAUAUGUACUGUAUGUUUAUGUAAAAUUUAGAUAUAGUGGUUUUAAUUAAAAAUUAUUAUUGUACAGUAGCAUGUGUUGUUGUCACUGGUGCUCAAGUUCGUUCGAAGUACAAAGCUUAGUACAGUCAUAAUUGUUACCGGAGAAUUUCGAACUAUUGCAGACCACAAUGAGAGUGAAGUCGAUAAAACACAGCAGGUACUAAAUACUAGAGUACACAGUAUUAUUUUGAGUAGUCUUUACCGGUUAUCCUAAAACUAGAAAUGGGAGGUCGUAUCUAAUUUAAAGAUUUGAGGUCCACGCAGUCUGUUACUGGUUACAUAAAACCUGCUUCAAUAUAAUUUGUCAAAUGAACAUUGCAUACUAGAAUAUUGCACUAGAGAAGCUGGGAUUUUAGGACUUUGUAAAAGUCUUCAGUUUCGUUGUCUACAAUAUGGUCUUCAUCACUUGGCAAAUAAUGUUUCCAUUAAUUACACCACUAUGUCAAAUUUUGAAGCGUCCUUUACCAAUGAAUAGUGUUUGUACACACCUUUUAUACAAGAACAGAUAUCACUGCUGAUUUGUAAGGGGAUUUCUGUUUUUACCAUUUAUUGCUAGCGUAUAUUGGACGAGCAUCUUUAAAAAUGCCAUUAUUAUAUCAUGUAAUUCUUGUCCCUUUUUUUUUUUCUUUUUUUUUUUUUCUUCAUGCUGUAGCUGCGUAAAAUACAUUCUGCUGUGUACACGGAUAUCCUUAGAAGGCUCUCUGAAAUCCUUUCUUGCAAAGCCUCUGUGACGGAUAACCUGGCACCCCAACUGGGCACUUCCGCCAACAGAUGCUUCCUAGCUGACGCUGAGGACCGUAAGCACUGCACCGGACUCCACAAGCAACCGCAGACUCCACAACCGCCGUAGCUUAACUUGAACCUGGUGGGCCUCCUUAGUGUGCCGUGGGCUCAAGCAAGGGAAGGGGGAAUAGUUUAGGGCAGCGGGGCCCACGGGACAGCUGCCUUGGGCCCCCCAAGAGUACCUGGGCCCGGGGAAGCUGCCCCGUUUGCCCCGCGUUAAAGAUGGCCCUGGGUGAACAAAAUAGCCCAAAAUAACCCAGAUCAGAGCAGAGGUUCAGGAAUCCUGGAAGUCUCUUUUGACCAACCACAACAGUUCCAGAGAAUCAGGGCUUGCGGCCGGUCUAGUUCGGUAUUUUGCAAACGAACAAACUACCGAACAGAGUCAAUAGUCUUACCCUGGAGCUUGUUCCCUUCAUCUAGACGAAUGAUCUCACAGAACAGUGCCCUUCUAAGCUGACUAGAAACGAACGCAGGCAAUGAAGGAAGUUCAGCGAUGUUCGGGAGUUUCUGUAUCUGAUUUUUAGGUCCAUGAGAUUCAUGCCCAAACACCGCUGCCUACAUUCAUGCGAACAAGAUGGCUGCCGCCUCGUGGUUGUUCAUAGGAAUCGCGGCCACCCAGACGAACAAUUAGAACACUGCGGUGAGAAACAUUCCAAGUUGUUAAUAGGUGUUAACAAGGUCCCGGGUGGUCUCUGUUCGUGUGGUUGUUCGCUAAACAAACCAUAUAGUCCCAAUUGCACGAACACAGCCUGUUUGAAGUAUAUUAACCAGUUCUAUUGCAGGGCCCAUAGUCACAGGGUAAAAGGCUGGCAAGUAGUCCCUUCCAAAAACCAGUGGCAAAGUUGCUUUCGUCACAGCCUGUAUCGUCUUUCACAAUCAAGUGCUGCAGCAUCAAGUUACAAGGGACUGUUAAGUGUUGAAAGAAAAAUGUUUGCCGUGGCAGAGCCAUGUUUUUGAAGUAAAGCACAAAAUACAAAUGUCUUCACAUUGUGGUGGGUUAUUCAUUCAAGAUGUUGGGCUAGCCUGUAGGGUCCAAAAAUGGCAGAGCUGUUGUGGAAACCUCAGUAGGCGAGACACUUCCACCUUCCACUCACAGGUUAGGCUGUUGGACCCAUGGUGGUUGCUGGGAUUUUAUCGAUUGACCCAGCCAUCAAAUGUGUUAA
Messenger RNA from Pelobates cultripes (western spadefoot toad), 22538 nucleotides. The record is from the annotation of a GenBank genome assembly. Lineage: Eukaryota; Metazoa; Chordata; Amphibia; Anura; Pelobatidae.